AUGUCGAGUUUGGGUAAUCCUAGUGCGGCAGAUGGCUUUAGCCAUUCGCAAUCACCAUCUAAGAAUCAGUUAACGAACUGGUGGAGGCAGUUCAGAAAUAAUCCGAAAUCCGUGUCUUCAGAGACGUUAAGCGAAAAUAGAAGGAAAGGUAAUGGAUCUUCUGUUUCGCGAACGAACGGGCAUGGCAGCAUUCCUGCCUUCAGGGACCCAAGCGAUGAAGAUUUUAAAGAGUAUAGAGACGCAUUUUUGAACCAACGACAUGGGUUCUCGGGUCAAGUCUUCAACGUUCCUUUGUCCCAAUCUUUAUCAGUAGCAAGUGCUGAAGUUAUAGUGCAAACUGAACUAUCAAGUUUUGGUAGGAUUCCCAUAGUUGUUGCUAAAUGUGGUGCAUAUUUGAAACAGCAAGGUUUGGAAACUUCGGGUAUAUUCCGUAUCGCUGGUAACACCAAGAGAAUCAAAGAAUUACAGUACAUUUUUUCCACUCCACCUAACUACGGGGCUAAAUUCAGCAAUUGGGACGAGUUCACAGUUCACGAUGUUGCUUCGUUACUAAGAAGAUUCUUAAACCAUUUACAAGAACCGUUGAUACCGUUAGCGCUGUAUGAUUCUUUUAGAAAACCGUUAAUUGAUAGACCAAGGAUAAUACAGCACUUAAAGAAAGCAUCAAAUGAUGGAUCAUCACAACAGAGUGACGAAGCAGAUGAUCCAGAACCGAGAGAAGUGGAAGAUUACGAUGUGCAAGAAGGUGCAGAGAUUAAUUCUGCUGCUAAAGAACUGAAAAGACAGAAAAGACAAAGGUCAAAGAAAAGGUUGGCUAAGGAUAUUAAAAAUGCUAUCAAGGAUUACGAUCAGCUGUUUGAGCUGUUGCCAGACGAUCCUCGUCAACUAUUUAUCUAUCUCCUUGAUUUACUCAGUUUGUUUGCUCAACAGUCGGACAAGAAUCUAAUGACAAGUGCCAACUUGGCAGCUAUCUUUCAACCCUCUAUGAUAUCUCAUCCUGAUCAUGAUAUGGAUCCCAGGGAAUACGAAAUUUCCAGGUUAGUGGUGGAAUUUCUUUUAUGUUACUCUUAUAAAAUUCUUCCACAUCUCUUGAAAUUAAAGAAAAGGAAACCACAAUCCAUCACAAUAAUUUCUGAUAAAGAGAAACCGUCUCCUUCGCCGGACUGCGAUGAAGAUGUAGAACCUAGUAAAGAGAAUGUGGAUUCUACCAUUGUCGUUCCAGUGACUCCAGUAGAUACUACUAAAUUCAAUGAGUCUGACAUCGGUGUUCUAACCCCACCUGAUCCACAUUACCUGGAGGUUCCAAAGACAAGGCCGUAUUCCAAAUCAUUAAGCAGUGCCAAUGCACCUUCUGAUAUGAUAGCAUCAAGGCGCCAUUCCAAAAUACCCUUUUUAAACAAGCUAUUUGUUAGUGAUACAGAAGAUGAGUAUGAUAGUAGUUCAAGACCAUCUUCGCCUAUGCUGCGCAAGACGGGCAGCACAAAUAGUGCAAAAAUGUUACAACUGCCUUCAAUAGUGGGCAUAAGUAAAGAUGAUUUCCCAACCUCAAAGACAGACAGCGACUUCGAAGAUGGCCAAGAGGAACGUCAACCAAGAUCCAAAAAACGAGAAUCUUGGUUGCAAAGACUAAAAAGUCAUUCAAGAUCAUCUAUUCGAGAAUAA
Molecule: messenger RNA, 1662 nt
Organism: Kluyveromyces lactis
Lineage: Eukaryota; Fungi; Ascomycota; Saccharomycetes; Saccharomycetales; Saccharomycetaceae
Product: Rho GTPase-activating protein
Exons: 1
Coding region: 1-1662 (553 amino acids)
Biological process (GO): signal transduction; regulation of fungal-type cell wall organization; activation of GTPase activity
Cellular component (GO): cell cortex
Molecular function (GO): GTPase activator activity
Source: RefSeq, a predicted model, not a curated record